This is a messenger RNA of Aplysia californica (California sea hare), 2339 nucleotides long. RefSeq lists its product as uncharacterized. Bases 225 to 1976 code for a protein of 583 amino acids. The record is from RefSeq and is a predicted model, not a curated record. Gene Ontology annotation, molecular function: death domain binding; protease binding. NCBI's taxonomy places the organism in Eukaryota, Metazoa, Mollusca, Gastropoda, Aplysiida, Aplysiidae. The transcript has 11 exons. Gene Ontology annotation, biological process: regulation of apoptotic process.
UGUACAACGGUCAACUGGGGAGGUAAAAAGAUCCUGGGGCAAUGUCAAUAUUUUUACUUGUUUUUGCUUUUUAAAGAAAAUUUUUAUAGAAUCUAGUAGAGGUUUUUAUGGCGCUUGCAGCUGCAUUUGCUUUUUUUCCUCAAUUAUUUUUCAUGAUUGUAUUAUAACAAACCUAUGUAUGCUUCUUCAGUGCUACUUUGUAGGAAGGUGAUCGCCCCUGUGCUAUGAUGGCAGAGGGAUCAAGCCGCAGCAGUCAUGGAGAACUAGAGGAUCUUGAAGAAAAAAUCAGGCGGUUGGAGAGGGAAAAGAAUGACUUGCAACGCAGAAAGGAGCGGGAAGAACGUGAGAGAAGAUCAGCGCUUCAAAGAGAUGAUGCCUCUUCACCACGGGAUUCAGCUUCAGCUCCAAAAAGAGGCCAUGAUGAUGACAAUAGUAGAGAUAGAAAUCGAAGAAGUGCUGACAACUAUUCUGCUCAGCUGAGUUCAACAUUAGAAGAGUCACAGCUUCGACUGAAGAGUUUAUUCAACUCAUCUUUAGGUGGCGCCUCUAACUAUGAUGAUCCUCAAGAUGACACGUGUAGAUCUUCAGAUGAUGGAGAUGGUGAUGAUGUGAUGUCACAAAGACAUAAACAAAUUCUUCGAUCAAAUCGUGAUGUUCUUGUUGAGAACAUGACUCCAGAUGAUAUUUUCAAUGAUCUCAUUUCAAAGCACAUCUUCUCAAAUGCAGAUGUAAGCCGCAUCAAAGAAAGAAAUACAGUGGAAGCUAUAAAUGAGGAGCUCUUGAAUCUCUUAGUUCGACGAUCUGAUCGGGCAUUUCAUGUAUUUGUGGCUUCUCUUCGUCGCACUCUCCAAGGUUGGCUUGCCAACAGAAUAGAUCCUGCUGUUCCGGGAAAGAACAAGAGGAAAAGGAGAACUGGUGAAGUAAAUGUAAACGUGGACUGUCAAGAAGUGACCCCGUCAAGCAAAAAGAAGUACACCUGCACAUGCCAUGAGGUAGAGGAACAGAUUUUACAAAUGGCCAGAGGUGCUUUUGCAAAUAUAAGACGAAGAGAUACAAGUGCUUCUGCUCAUGAACAAUUUCGUAAAGAACUUCAACAGACCAAUGAUAUAAUUCGGGACUCCUUGGAAAUCAUGAACACUCUGAAAUUAUUAUGCAAGCAUGGAGAAUUGACAAACCUAUCAACAGGCAGCAUUCGUUUCACAAUACUCUGCAAGUCGUUGCUGGCGUGUCACAGUCUAUGGGAAGAGUACAAGUCUGGCCUAUUGUUAAGUACCUUCCAAGAAGGAUUUAUCACAAAGUCCUUGCUCAGAGCCUGUGGUGCCAAGAAGAUCAGCUUGAGAGUCAGAAUAGAUGAGGCUGACUACCUGCAAUGUGCUUUUGAACUGGGCUGUGCCAGUGAUGACAUACCGAAAGAAAAUCAACUAAGAGUUACUCCCGUAAAGUGUCGCCUUCGUCAAAGGCCAAGGAGGAAUUCAAACAGAUUGUACCAGUCUCAGGGUAGAGGCUAUUGUCAAAGUGUUGAUAAGGCAGCCCCAACAAAGCAUCGACAAGUGUUUAGAGAUAUGCCCACAAAUGCACAAAGUCCAGUGGUGUCGUUACCUCUAUCACGUUCCCAUUUGAAAUGUAUUGACUCUUCUGGAUGUGAAAACUGUUUAUGUAAUGAGUUUUCAAGCACAAGAAAAAAAGGGCUUGCUCCUUCAAAAAUUUGUGUAAGCCGUUCUUUGAGCUAUGGAAGAGAUGACUGCUGCCUGUAUAAUGGUUACGUGCCAUAUCCUCAAAGGUUGCAAGGGUCACUCAGGCCGAGUGAGACGUUGUUGGAGAGAAAAUUUCCUGCUUUCCUUCAUGGACAGAGUGCUUUUCAAAAGAGACAUUCAGGUAAAACGAGAAGGAAACAUUGCCUCAGUGGGAGGUCAUUGUUAGAGGAGAGAUCGCCCCAGUGCAGAUAUAAUCUACGACAUAGCCGUGUCCAACUUUAGCAUUAAAUAAAAAGAUUACGACUACCUUUUGUUUUAUGUGAAGCCUACAACUGUGUAAACUGUAUAAACUGUUAAUUGAUUUCUUUGCGCUGUGUAGGCCUGUGUUGAAAUUCAUGUUUGAGAAACUCAGAAGGGAUGCAAAUUUUACAAUCGAACAGAUCGCAUGUACCCACUUUGUUAAGAAUUGUAAUAUUAUUUCUUGCUGUUGAUGUAUUGUUUAGACAAGUCAUGUUUUGUUGCUUGCUCCUGAGAUUGUUUUGGUUUUGUUUUAAAAUUUUUGUCAAAAAAUAACCUAACACAUUACACCCUAAGGGCCUGGACGGGAAGUCCAUUGUUAGGUCCUAAGCAAGGGGAAAGAACCCA